Molecule: messenger RNA, 1387 nt
Organism: Lactuca sativa (garden lettuce)
Lineage: Eukaryota; Viridiplantae; Streptophyta; Magnoliopsida; Asterales; Asteraceae
Gene: MCD1
Product: multiple chloroplast division site 1
Biological process (GO): chloroplast fission
Cellular component (GO): chloroplast; chloroplast inner membrane
Source: RefSeq, a predicted model, not a curated record
UCUUGAAUUGCGGUUUUCAUCGCAGCCAAACAUACCUCAUCGACUUUCAAUAGUCGACAGUCGACACUUCACAAAACAAACCCAAUUACUAAUAGGUAUCCUUCAAUAUUUAGACCCUAAAUCUAAUUUUUCAAACCUUGAAACCCUAGAUUCUAUUUCCACCAUGGGAUUAUACUUUAGUAACUGAAAUGGCUUCAUUUUGGACUCUGCAAUUGCAUCCUACUUCGAUUCCGCAUCAAGCAUUUGAAGUUAGACCACAACUAGGGUUCACCAAAAGGUACCGAAUUUUGAAAGGGAAGAACAAACGUAAAGAUUUCCUUCUUAAAGCCUCAUCCAGUGAAGACAAUCAAAUCAAAGAUGAAACAAUCAUCAGCAAAACAAAAAACAAUGCUACACGGGUCCUUCAAAACCAAGUUUCAAGACUACAAGAAACAAUCGUAUCCCUCCCUCCCAUUAUUUUUUCGAUAAAAAGGUCUCCUCAUUCCAAAUUUGCGUUAGGGUUUUGUAUAGCAGCAACUGUAUUGAUUGUUGCAGUGAGAGCUUAUGUGGCAAGAAAGCCAAAGUACCAACGCCAGGGAUCAGUUGCUGAUCUUGUCAGACGUGGCCAACUAAAUUCUGAUAGAAGAGGCAUAUCAAAGACACCCAUGUAUGAUGAUCCAUUUAACAACCCGUUAGUAAAAAUUAGCAAGAACAAUUCGUCAGUUGAAAUGUGUGGAAAAGUUUACCGUUUAGCCCCUGUGACUUUGACACGAGAAGAACAAAACAUACAUCAAAAAAGGAGGUCAAGGGCGUAUCAAUGGAAAAGGCCAACAAUAUUCCUUAAAGAAGGGGACCCGGUGCCUGCUGACGUGGACCCGGAUACGGUUAGAUGGAUUCCUGCAAAUCAUCCUUUUGCAACAACUAUUAGUGACAUUACUGAAGAUUUGGCUCAAAAUAAUGUUUAUCAAAAACAUGGGGUCCCAUUUCGUAUUCAGGCUGAACAUGAGGCCUUGCAGAAAAAACUUGAAGCUUUGCAGGGUGAUCAAAAGUUCAACAAUUUGGUAAUUGAUCCAGGAACUGCUAGAAAUUUUGAGAGGCCAUUCAAGUCGAAUAUGAAGUUAGACGAUCAGCAGCAAGGGGAACACAACUCUGCAAAUGGUCAAACAGGUUUGCGACCAGAAAGUCAACCCAAUUCAGCUUCUGAAGAGAAACAGACACAAUGAAAAAAACUCAUCUUUGUACAAUGUUGUCUUGUCCUUACAUCAAUAUGUUUUGUUUUACUUUUAUAUUAACAGGUGUAUAGUUUUUUGAGCUGUUUUGGAUUUGUUGAUUUGACUAUACUGACUUGUCAAAAUCAUAUGUUGAAAAUGGUGGAUUUUUUUUUUUUGAUAGUAGGGUUGAUGACUUA